AUGCCUCUGGUGAGAAGAAUAGCGACUGGCCCAACUUGUUCUAUAGGACUCAUCGGCCAGUCAGGUCGCAAGUACAACAUCAAAAAAGUCCUUCAGGAAGAAUCAUUUCCUCCACGGCAGGUUUACUUGGCGACAAGUGCUGAAGAUGAAAGGAAAAGGUUCAUCUUAAAAUACAUUCACUCGGUCAAUUUUGACGAUCUCCAAGUGAUCAAUAAUAGACUGCGCAAUUGUGCUCGCCAUGUCCGUCUUCCCCAAGAUAUCAUACCGGAGAAGUCGAUGUUUGUGUUUGAGUAUUUCACAGACCACCUCUUGCAUCUUGCUCAAACAGACUUGUCUGUUGCUGCGAGGAAAAAGAUCCUUAAAGAUGCUCUUCAUGGAAUAGCAGAGCUCCAUGAUCAGGAUAUUGUGCAUACAGAUAUCAAAGCGGAUAAUAUCUUUGUCGACUGCAAACCUGGUAUUCAACGCGUUCAACUGGGAGAUCUCGAGGAUGCAGCAUACAUCCCCCCUGGCUCAUCUAUGAUUGGAAAACAGGCAGGAAACUGGAUGUGGAGGAGUCCUGAGGCCCAUGCUCAAGGGCCAGUGAAUAAGCCGUCAGAUAUCUUCUCCUUUGCUCUUGUGUGCAUUUAUGCAAUGCAUAAAAGGGUGAUUUUUGCUGUUGGAGAAGAUGAGCUGGAAGAAGGCGUGGAUCCGUUGGCUGUGGUGAUUGAGCGGCAAAUCUCGUACUUUGCAGAUGAAGAUGGACUCAAGGGCUUUCUGGAACGUCUUGGAGAUAAUCCCUGGGUUCGAGUCUUUGAGGUCACCAGAGAUGGGUUCAAUCAAGACAACCCACGGAGACCCUUUGCGCUUUGGAAGGGAGUCGACGAUGACUUUAAAGAUCUGAUUGCUGCCAUGACCAAUUUUGAUCCAGAGAAGAGGCUCACAGCCCGUGAGGCCUUGGCACAUGAGUGGUUCAAGGUAAAUAAAUGA
Messenger RNA from Penicilliopsis zonata CBS 506.65, 966 nucleotides. RefSeq lists its product as hypothetical. Bases 1 to 966 code for a protein of 321 amino acids. The transcript has 3 exons. Gene Ontology annotation, biological process: mitotic DNA damage checkpoint signaling; protein phosphorylation. Lineage: Eukaryota; Fungi; Ascomycota; Eurotiomycetes; Eurotiales; Aspergillaceae. Gene Ontology annotation, molecular function: protein serine/threonine kinase activity; ATP binding. The record is from RefSeq and is a predicted model, not a curated record. Gene Ontology annotation, cellular component: cytoplasm; nucleus.